AUGUUUCUCCAACGCUCAGCCAUUGCUGCUGCUCGCAGAGCAGCCGUCUCUCCCGUCGUGAGACGCAGCUUCUCGUCUAGUAUCAUCAGAAGAGAAGCCGCACCACCGGCCGGAUCGAGCGACAGAAAGAUUAAGAAGUUCGAAGAAAUCAAGACCGAAGCCGAUCUCAUGGGACCCGGUGCCGCGCCAGGAACCGUCCCUACCGAUCUCGACCAAGCGACUGGUCUCGAGCGUCUUGAGAUCUUGGGAAAGAUGCAGGGAGUUGAUAUUUUUGAUAUGAAGCCUUUGGAUGCUUCCCGAAAAGGCACGUUGGACAACCCAAUCAUUGUCAAGUCUUUCGGUGACGAACAAUAUGCCGGUUGCACUGGAUACCCAGUUGACUCGCAUGUUACUAUCUGGCUUACAAUGUCCCGCGACCGCCCCGUCGAGCGUUGCCCAGAGUGCGGAAACGUUUUGAAGAUGGAAUAUGUUGGUCCACAAGAAGAUGCUCACGACCACCACCACGAUCACCACGAUGAUGGACACCACAACUACGAAGAGCCAAAGACCUUUGCUGAUUUCGUUAAACCGGAAUACAGAUAAAGGGAGAGGGAAGGGGUGUCGGAUGCGUUGACAAUGUUAGACGGGGUUAGGAAUGUAGAAUA
Molecule: messenger RNA, 644 nt
Organism: Botrytis fragariae
Lineage: Eukaryota; Fungi; Ascomycota; Leotiomycetes; Helotiales; Sclerotiniaceae
Product: putative cytochrome c subunit protein
Exons: 5
Coding region: 1-582 (193 amino acids)
Biological process (GO): mitochondrial electron transport, cytochrome c to oxygen
Cellular component (GO): mitochondrial envelope
Source: RefSeq, a predicted model, not a curated record